AUGGUCAAAGAAGAUGUUGAGGCCCUUUGGGAAAAACGACCAAGGCUCAAUUCCAUCCCGUUUCAAGCAACCUUCCUCUGUACCAAAGAAUUUGAUGAUUGGUGGCAAUCAUAUUUUGUUGCUUACGUUGGUGCUCCUGAGGCCAAAUUAUCUGAACUAACUCAGGCUCUUAUCCAUUUGCAGGCGAAAUCGACCAAGUGUAAGGCUCUCCAUAUCAAACAAAUUCAAGCUUUCCAGAAAUAUUUCCGAGUUGUGUAUCGACCUAAUAAUCUUCGUCGAACCAUUUCUGAGGCCGCUGCCGAAUUAAAGGAGAAGGCUACUCCUGAGAAGCCUUCUGAUGAUGAUGAGCGACCCAUUUCCCAAGUUUUGAAAAAAUCCAGUUCUUCGGAUCAACCACGUUCUACAGAUCUGCCUGUCCCUUCCCCUCAGUCCAAGAAAUCCAAAAAACAUAAGCGUUCUGCUGCCACAGGACCUGAGCCGACUCCACAGCCGACUCAGCCAUCUCCUCAACAAUCCCACAAACCCAAAGGCCACCAGGGCCAUAAAAGGAAGAAGCGUGAUUCUCCCUCUAAGGGUGGUGAAGCAAAAAAGAAAAAACAACACAAAAUGCUCACUACAGAGGCUCAUUCUUCUCUAGACGCUGACACCAUUGUGGUCGACACGUCUAUCCUCAAUAUGGUCUCUGAUCCAGCUGUGGGGACUUCGACGUCGACCAACAUCCCUGCUGCUACUAUCUUGGAGGAAGGGAAUCCGGACAUUGUUCUUCCUACACCGACACAGGCCGAUGCUUCUGGUGAGCAACCUCACCAUGUUGUUGACUAUACUCCCCUGUCGAUGACUUCUUCUCCAUCUCACCAGGCAACCUCUGUUGACAAUGCUGGUGAGUUCACUGACUCCCCUAUCCAAACUAGUGAUAGUGAUUCAGUCACUAGCCCUGCCACGCACACGGAUUCUAGUUCGACUAGUUCUGACUCUAGUCUUUCUUCAGCUUCCUUGACUUUGCAGGAUUCAAGGGGACAAGGAAAUGCUGGCAUCACAGAAAUCCAGUCUCCUCAAACUGCGCCUCUACCAACUAAUUCCCCUUCAUCUUCCCAGGCAUUGGCAAUAAAGCCUUCUGCUCUAGAAGCAAUUGCUAGGCUUCAUAGCCUAGUAAGAUCACGUGAUGCCUCUUCAGAUUCUGAGCAGUUUCACCAACUCCAUUAUGAGAAGAUGGGUCCUGAAGCGACAAAGGUCAAAGCUCUGAUAGACAAGGUUCGUUUUUACGCCUUGAAUUCGGAUCUAUCCCAUGUGCUUUUGAGUGAACCUGCUGUCGGCCCAGAACUCUUGCAUGUGCUUGCCCAACUCAGGGAGCUUCACCUUUCUGAGUAUGCUAAGUGUGUGAUGGCCACAUUUGAAAAACUUCUGGUUCCCAUGCUGCGUCAUAUCGACAAUGUUAGGGAAAAUGAACACCAUAUUGAAACUACAGAGGCCUUUGUGAAGGAGAAAUGGGAGCUGGUGAUGAAAGCCGAUGAAGAAGUCACCAAAUUGCUGGGAAUGAUUGAGGAGAAGAAAAAGGAAUUGGCCCCCAAACAAACAAGAUUUGCUGAGAUACGCCUCCAAAUUGAUGACCUUCAGCGUCAAAUUGCUGCCUUGGACAGUGAAUUGGGGUCAAUUACUGAGGAAGAAUCCCGCAUUGUCGACAAGGUUGUGAAGCCAGCCCAAGAUACUGUCGAGCAAACCACCACAAAUGCCUUGGUCAUAGCUGAAGAACUCUCCAAAGUUGAAAAGAAACUUGAACAACUUAGGGUCCAGGCCGACAACUUUGAACCUCAGUCUCUGCACUACAAUCUUGAGCUUCAAUCAUUUUAG
Molecule: messenger RNA, 1848 nt
Organism: Lathyrus oleraceus (garden pea)
Lineage: Eukaryota; Viridiplantae; Streptophyta; Magnoliopsida; Fabales; Fabaceae
Product: histone promoter control protein 2-like
Exons: 5
Coding region: 1-1848 (615 amino acids)
Source: RefSeq, a predicted model, not a curated record